GACACUGCCUCGACUUGCCUUUUAACUCUAGCAUUUUCUUUUAAACUAUCAUCCAGUCUUUGUACAAUAUAGUACUCUUGCCAGAGUUACUGUCUAUUUCAUCUAGUAUUUGAAUAUCUCUAACCGCCAUUAUGCCGCUUCAAGUCACCAUGGCCAGUGUCAAUUUCUAUAUGGCCAACCUCAGUGUUCACUCUCGCUGGGCCUUGAUGACCUAUAUGUUUAUCAAAGGGAUACGAUGGGCAGCAAGAAGCAAUCUAUCCCUUAUUCUCGUUGUAUCGCUUUUUUUUGCGUCAGUGCAAGCGUUCUAUCAAGCUACUCUUCUCGUCCAGAUUGUGGAGGACUGUGUAGUCCAUGUGAGAUGUCUGUAUGCAACAUGGAUUGUUUAUACCAUCUUGCUUGAUAUUGUUUUGUACUAUCGUGCAUGGUGCAUUUCGCCCACAAAGUCCCAUAUCCAAAAGUACUCGUGUAUACUUAUGGUUAUGAGCCAUGCUGCUUGCUUGAUUGUGGAUGCGGACUAUUCACUUUCUAAUACACGUGACUUGCUCACUGCUGGAUGCGUGACGUAUCCUGGAUGGCCAAGAACCGUUUUGGGUGUAUUUUCGACCGUUAAUGAUCUGUAUCAGGCUGUUCUUUUUUGUGUUCCUUUGCUUCAAGCAGUCAGGAACGGAGUAGGAAUGCGUCGUGACACUUCCAUCUACCGUCGAAUGAUUCUCAAGUCCACCGUCUGUCUUGGAGUCUGUGUCGUCAUGAACAUUACUUAUGCUAUUCUCGUUGCUGUUGAUCGACAGGUCAUUUCUCUGUUUUUCUGCGAUAUGGCCUUGAUUUUCCAGUCUCUAUCUGCCUGCGAGAUUCAGUUCAACUCUCAUCGAGAGACUGACAAGGCAUCGUUGGGUGGGAUUGGAUUUUACAAGAGCCCUGUAGAUAGACAGAAAAAUAUGCCUACGUAUAGUCAAAGUAAUCCUACUAUUUUAAGUAAUGCUACCAUUGAUGCUCCUGAGACUACAGCUUCGAUGACUGGGAUGGAGGAUGCAAACAUUCGUAUCAUGCUUCCCAAGUAGUUGCUCUUUGUAAUUCAUAUUGGAACUACCCUUGCUUUUUUAGUUUUAUUUAUACAUACUUGUGACUGCUGGGCUGUAUUUGGUUUUGGAAUGAUCAAGCUUUUCAACUUUGCAUUCUCCGUCUUGACAGCAAUUCUUGAUUAGCUUGUUUCCGCCAGAACAGUUUUGUUUCUACUGUACUCUUUUGAAAUAAAUAACGGCGUGCUUAUUGCUUUAGUU
This is a messenger RNA of Batrachochytrium dendrobatidis JAM81, 1277 nucleotides long. RefSeq lists its product as uncharacterized. NCBI's taxonomy places the organism in Eukaryota, Fungi, Chytridiomycota, Chytridiomycetes, Rhizophydiales. Bases 132 to 1058 code for a protein of 308 amino acids. The record is from RefSeq and is a predicted model, not a curated record. The transcript is spliced from 5 exons.